AUGAUUUCGCGCUUCACCCUUUUGUUGCUUCUGAGCUUGGCGAUCGAGGCAUCCACACAGACUGUCGGGCAAGAUGUAUGUGUAUGUUCACCGGGAGCAUAUGAAAUCACACUAGACUUUAGCCUUGUCUGCCCACCCACAAAUAUUACCGAGUCCGAUCCCGGAAUCAGGAAAAUCUCUUGUUUGAUCUCGCAAUUUGGAUCACCAGGUGCCACAGAUCUUGUACCUGCCAGUGUUGAUAGAAUUGAUGUAUUAGAAAUUCGUGAGGAUACCACGCUGAUUUUGAGAAAUGAAAUCAGUGGGCCUCUUAGUGAUGGAGAUACUAUUACAUACACAACAAAUCCCAUUGGGAGCACAGCAGAUAUUCCAAUUGGAAUCCAAUUCAAUACACACGCUUUCAACGCGGCGGGCGAACCACUCCUCAAUAUUUUGAGUAUCCAAUACACCAAUGAGUGUGAUGUGUAUCCAGUCAUCGGGCAAGGUCAAACAGCUGGGUGGCUUCAAUUCACUCGUUUGGAUCCUCCACAAAGCGGCUUUUGUCCUGCAUCAGAAUCGGAAGCACCGACUGUCAGUUCGAGCUCCAGUCCCUCUGCAACACCAACAAUCACUGGAAGCAGUCCACCUACCAUUCUGACUGUUACAGCGAGUCCUACCGUUGCACCAGAUGAUACUUCCGUCCCAACGGCUUCACUUGUUUCGGAAGCACCGUCAGUGUCUACAACUGAAAUCCCAUCAGAAAGCCCAUCUGCAAUCCCAUCUGCAAUCCCAUCUGCAAUCCCAUCUGAGAUGCCAAUCACAUCCACUGAAGCUCCCGUGCCUUCUCCAACAGAAGCACCAGUUUCGUCGCCGACGGAAGUACCAGUUCCAUCUCCAACAGUAGCACCAGUAAAUCCACCAGUUGCUGAUCCUACUCCAUCGCCCAUUCCCUCGCCAACAGUCAUGCCAAUACAGGGUGGUAUGUCCAUGUCUAUGUCCAUGGCGAUGAUGGACAUGAUGGAAGUGUUGGAUGUGGAAGUGAUGAUGGACAUGGAAGCAGCUCUUGAUUCCGCAGUAGAGCAAUAUGAGGAGUUUGGCCGAAUGGGAGGUAGUGCCAAAUCAUCAAAGAGCAGUAAGAAGACUGUCGAAACCCGAAAAGCUGCCGCCCCGACUCCAAAAUCCACGAGCGAGAGCUAUCGCGGUGCCAAGAAGUCGUCAAAGAGAAGAUAG
Molecule: messenger RNA, 1206 nt
Organism: Cylindrotheca closterium
Lineage: Eukaryota; Bacillariophyta; Bacillariophyceae; Bacillariales; Bacillariaceae
Source: the annotation of a GenBank genome assembly